Molecule: messenger RNA, 1703 nt
Organism: Sphaeroforma arctica JP610
Lineage: Eukaryota; Ichthyosporea; Ichthyophonida
Exons: 1
Coding region: 101-1306 (401 amino acids)
Molecular function (GO): hydrolase activity
Source: RefSeq, a predicted model, not a curated record
ACAGCUUAUAUAGAAAAUAUUACGCCCUUCGUACACUCAGUACGCUGGCGUCUUGUGGCGACUACCAAAACACGGACCUUGAGCAAUAUUCAUACACGGGAUGAUACGUCAAACCAUGGCUGCACACAGCAGUUCGCACCCGGCUCAAGAAUUGUCAGAGUCUUCGCAAAAUGACGCUCAAUCAGAAUCGAUGUCCAGUUACACCCCCACGGAGCGAAGGAAUAUACUUACAGGAGCAAUAGUCCUAAUGAUUUUCGCAACGGGAGGGCUUGCCAUGUACAUAUCUGACUAUAACCAAGCAGUACAUAUGGACAGUUUUCAAGAUUCAUCAUCACAUAAACAUUCAAGUAGGCGUCAAAUCAGGAGACAGACUUUUGCAUUAGUCUCGGAUAUAGACGAUGAUACGUAUCCCGAUAUAGCCGACAUUUUACGCCCGAUGCAUCCUGAUUAUUUGGUGCUGGGCGGGGACAUAAACUAUGCAGGAGAUCCCCCUUAUAUCGGUGUAAGUUCAAACUUUCCGGCGUAUGCAGAGAACAAAAAUAUCAUUUUUGCGUUUGGUAAUCAUGAUUUUGAAUCCGGCAUCGACGCCUAUGCAAAUUUCUUUGAGAUAUCACCAGGAAUGUCGUACGGCGGAAUCGAGGUGGAGUCCAAAUAUUAUUAUACCAGGAUUACGGGCGAGGUGCAGUGGUUUGUAUUGUGUAGUCAGGGAUACUACUGUGGCGAUGACGAAAAAGGUAUGAAGGAAGGAGGGCAACAGGCUGCAUGGUUAGACCGCGUACUUGCUGAGAGUAGAGCAAACACUGAUAUUAAGUUUCGAUUCGUUGUAAAUCACUGGAGCCCGUUGUCCACUCUGGGAUACUGCUGUGAUGGUGAUUGUGAUUACCGGCUGCACUGGUUUCCCUUUGUCGAGAAUGGCGUAGAUGCCAUAUUCUCUGGGCACGACCACGCCUACCAACGCUUGAGUGUUCCGAAAUCUUCUGAUGGAGAGGUCUCUGUUAAUGGCCACGACUAUACACUUAACGGAUGGGAAGGAUUGACCAUGGUAGUGACAGGCACUGGUAAGAACAACCCUGGUCGAGCAGAAGGCUCCUGUAGUGACCACACAGGCUUCAGCUCGUACAACAAAUAUGACGAGGAUGACGACGCCCGAGGUGUGAUAAUAGCCACUUUGAGCCAGUAUGCGAACGGAGAUGCCCUGGAGUUUUUGUAUAUAGCGACCGACGGUCGGGUCUUGGACAUGUUUUCGGUCCUGAACACGGGACACUUACAAAACACAUGGAAUCACGGUGAACCUGUCGAGCCCUAAGUCAGUGUGAUUAACUCUAAAUAUCCUGUUUCUGUGUGUAGUGCAUACUCUGAACUGUAUAAACUUGUAUUUUGAGUUUUUGUUUUAAUGUGCAUAGAUCUGCAUAUAUAGGUCACCGCAAAACUUCCUGAUGGUAGCAAGCGCUAAGGUGAUGGUUGCGCUCGCGCGUUGUACAACACGACGCAUACAGAAUAUAUACUUUUUGUAGUACUCGAAUGCAUUCGAAGCUGAUAAAAGCUCAGCAUGGCUAGUCGAUGACGAAAGUUACUUGUACAAUAUUGCUGCAAACCUAUAGGUAGGAAAUGAUAGCAAAAGCGACAGUUUGCUAUAAUUCGGCUACUAGAAUUUAGUAUUUAUACAAUAAUCAAAUAAGAUUUAUAAAGCAUAUACAGAAAAC